AUGGCGAUCUCCUUCCUCCUCCUCGUCGCCCUCGCCCUCCUCUUCUCCGCCACCUCCUCAGCCGCCUCCGCCUACGCCCUUCCUCCUUUCAACCAGUCGCCUUCUCCUCCGCCGCCGCCGCCGCAAUCGGCGGAGGAGGCUCACGAGGUGCUCCUCCUCGCCCCGAUCCUCUCCAACCUAGGGUUCCAGGAGCUCGCCAUGGCCGUCCCCGCCCUCUCCUCCCCGGUCCUCUCCACCUGGUCAGGUCCCCUCACCCUCUUCGCCCCCUCCGACGACUCCCUCCGCUCCUGCCCCUCCUGCUCCCCCCUCCGCCUCCUCCGCGACCACCUCGUCCCGGGCCUCUUCCCCCUCCCCUCCCUCUCCGCCCUCCCCUUCGCCUCCAAGCUCGCCACCGCCUCCCCAGGCCGCUGCCUCACCGUCACCUCCACCGCUCCCCACCGCCGCUCCGGCGACAACUCCUCCUCAUCCGCCGCCUCCGCCCUCAAGAUCUUCAUCGACGGCGUUGAAAUCGCGCGCCCGGAGCUCUUCAACGACGGGCGAUUCGUGAUCCACGGCCUCCUGGGCUUCGUCGCCCCGCUCUCCCCCUUCUCCUGCGUCCAGGAGCCCCGCGGCGAGAGCAACCCCGCCUCCGCCGACCCGAUCCGCGCCGGAUCCGGCGCCGCCGCCGCCGUCGUCCGCCUCAUGCUCCGCGACGCCAUCGUCCGCCUCCGCGAGGGCGGGUACAGCGUCCUCGCCCUCGCCAUGCGCGUCAAAAACGCCGAGCUCUCCGCUCUCAGCAACAUGACGGUGUUCGCCCUCGACGACCGCGCUAUCUUCGCCGGGGGCCACGCGUACGUCACCGAGGUGCGCUUCCACGUCGUCCCCGAUCGCCUCCUCACCCACGCCGAUCUCCUCCGCCUCCCUCCCGGGACCCUCCUCCCCACACUCGUCAGGGGCCAGCACCUCGUCGUCACCCACGCAUCCGCCGCAUCCCCCGGAUCGCCAUCGGGGCCCGCGCGAUCGGAUCUGCGGAUCAACUACGUCCCGAUCAAGGUGCCCGACGCGGUGAUCAACUCCCGGGUCGCGAUCCACGGCGUGCUCGCGCCGUUCCCGCACCUCCACCUCGCCGACCUCGCCGCCGCGGAGGAGGGCGCCCGAGAGGCCGCGGCGUCGGCGGCCCCGGCGAGGAGGAGCGGCCUCUGCGGCGCGUCGUCGCCGUUCGGCGAGUGCGCCGCCGCCGCAGCAGCAGGGGCCCCCGCCACGCCGCCCUCCGCAUCCUUCGCCGUCGAUUUCAUGGACGACGGCCUCUGA
Molecule: messenger RNA, 1290 nt
Organism: Ananas comosus (pineapple)
Lineage: Eukaryota; Viridiplantae; Streptophyta; Magnoliopsida; Poales; Bromeliaceae
Product: fasciclin-like arabinogalactan protein 21
Exons: 1
Coding region: 1-1290 (429 amino acids)
Source: RefSeq, a predicted model, not a curated record